UCGCCCAUAGUGGGAAUCAAUUAGUAUUUGGAAAGUUAAUAAAACAUAGAAAUAGGAAAGAUAAACGUCAAGUAAUUAUUUCAAGAAAUUGGAAAGACGAGAGAUGAAAGCGGGAAAUGGUACGAGGACAAUAAUUAAAAAAGUAACUCUCCCACGUGUCCAUUUUCUAUUGGGUUGGUGUACCACAUAGUCAAAGUGACGUGGUAAGCCGGGAGUAUACAAGAUUUUCUCCCACCUAGCUGCAGCGAUGGUUAAAACGACGACGUGGAGACCUGAACUUACCGUUAGGUGGAGACAAGAGGCCAAACGAUUGAAGACACGUGGCGAUCAGAGUUUAUAUUUGUUUAAAUUACAGUUUAACGGACAAAUCAAGUUUUACUGUUUAAUCAAGUCGUCGUUUUCAGUCGGAAAAGGACGAGACUUUCGUUUCCUUCCCUUUUUCUUUAGUCAAAUUUUUUACAGUACAGAUGACAAUGGUGGAUGAUUCGAUGAGGCACAGCCGAAUUGGCGUGUAGGUGGUUGAAGGGUGAAAUGGCAAGAUCCGGAUCAGCUGGUGAUGAAUCCAUGAAACCGAGAAAAGGGGAAAGCUGGCAGCCAUGCCACGCCACACAGGUUUUCAGUGAAUCAAUUCAAAAGCGAGCUGGUCAAGUGGGGUCCACCACGGGUCCAGUGAUAAACCACCACCAUGGACUCGGGUCGAUUCGUGACAUAAACCCUGCGGCUGGGUUUUGGGUUUAGGUUUGUAUUCAUCCACCCCCUUCUCGGCGCUCAGCGGAACUGCGGGAACUUAUUCUGAUGGCUGCAGGUGCUCAAGAAGAAGAAAAGCUCCAAACUUUCCUGCAAUGGCUGCUAGUGAACAAGGUUGAACUUCGGAGCUGUGAGAUUAAGUACUGUAGCCAGAAUAAAGGGUUCGGAUUAUUUUCCUCAGGCGACGUCUCCGAUGAUGGAGUUGUUCUCGCUGUUCCAUUGGAUUUAGCAAUAACUCCAAUGAGGGUAUUGCAAGAUCCCCUCGUUGGACCGGAUUGUAGAGCGAUGCUUGAAGAAGGAGAAGUGGAUGACAGGUUCUUGAUGAUUCUGUUCCUUGUGGUGGAGCGCCUGAGGGAGAACAACUCUUCUUGGAAGCCGUACCUCGACAUGCUUCCAACUACCUUUGGGAACCCACUCUGGUUUACUGAUGAUGAGCUCUUAGAGCUGGAAGGGACUACUUUGUAUCGGGCAACCCAAUUACAGAAGAAGACUUUGAGGUCUCUCUUCGAGAACAAAGUGAAGAGUCUGGUGAGGAAACUUCUUGCUCUUGAUGGGAAUACCGAAAGGGAGGCCACUUUUGAAGAUUUCCUAUGGGCCAAUUCUGUGUUCUGGAGUCGUGCUUUGAACAUUCCUUUUCCGCGUUCCUAUGUAUUUCCAACAUUUCAGGAGGAUAAUGGCUGUCAUUCCGCCAUCGAUGAUACAUCAUGUGAAGGUGGAGUUUCAGUGAAUGGAAGCAGUGGAGAAAACUUGAAAAUUCAAGUUUCAGAGGGCCAAGUCAAUGGAGCGCCUUCUAGCUCAAGUCAAGAGGAUACUGUCUGGGUAGAGGGUCUUGUUCCUGGCAUUGAUUUUUGCAACCAUGACUUGAAGGCCAUGGCGACAUGGGAGGUAGACGGGACUGGCUUGGUGACUGGAUCUCCUUGCUCCAUGUACCUCCUUUCUGCUGAGCGAAGCCUCUUCAGCAUUGGGAAAGAGAUCUCCAUCAGCUACGGUAACAAAGGCAAUGAGGAAUUACUCUAUCUCUAUGGAUUUGUGAUGGAAAAUAAUCCAGAUGACUACCUAAUGGUUCAUUACCCCAUCGAGGCCAUUCAGAGUGCUCCCUUCUCAGAAGCCAAGUUGCAGCUUCUUCAGGCACAGAAAGCUGAAAUGAGACAUCUUUUGCCCAAAACCCUGCUAAACAAAGGAUUCUUCCAGGCAGGCUCCUCCUCAAGCAACAAUGGUGAAACUGAGAAGCCUGAUUUAAGAAAAGCUUCCAACUUCAGUUGGAGUGGUCAGCGUAGUGCGCCCUCAUACAUUGAUAAGCUGGUGUUUCCUGAUGAUCUCUUAACUGCAUUAAGGACCAUAUCCAUCCAGGAAGACCAGCUUUUCAAGGUCUCUUCAUUGCUAGAAGAGCUCGUAGGCUCUGACGAGGAGAGACAACCUACAGACUCUGAAGUAAGGACAGCUGUUUGGGAAGCUUGUGGAGAUUCAGGAGCCUUUCAGUUGCUGGUCGAUAUUCUGCAGACCAAGAUGGCAGAUUUAGAAGAGGGUACUGGAACAGAGGAAAACGAUAUUGAGCUGCUCGAAAAUGCUAAGGACGUUGGAACCAUGAACCAGAAGGAAGUGUUUGAGCAGAAAGGAAACUCGAAUGAGGUGAUGAAGCCAAUGGGUCGGAAUCGUUGGUCGAGCAUAGUGUACAGAAGAGGGCAAAAGGAGAUGACCAGAUUGUUUCUCAGGGAGGCAGAGCAUGCUCUGCAGUUGUCAUCGAGUGAAGGCAACUAAUGAUACUCAUGAACAUUUUAGUUUAAAUAUUAAGUUAGAUGUUUUUCAUAAAAAUUAGGUUCAAUUUUGCAUAGCAUAUUAUCUACAUGGGGUAUUUCUUGGGGAAAAAAUUGAACUUCUACUGCUAAUCGGCGACAUCAACCAUAUAAUUUCUCUGGAAAAUCAUGUGAAUUUUUGUAUCAGUGUUUGUUAGUUUCCCAUUCCAAGAUAUAUUUUCCAAUUUAUGUAGAUCACCUUAUUCACCAAACCAACAUUGAGACAGCAUUAACCUACCUAAUUCAUCGAAUAUUGUAUAUUUGGAUGAAUGUGCCCGUAGUCAAGAAUUCGACCUAGUUAGGUCCUAGCUUACAGGAAAUAGUAACAUAAAUGUAUUAUUGUUAUGCAGUAGUUUUGUAUUCAUAUUAUGAAUAAAGUAUCUAAAGUAAACUUAUCAUCCAAACUAUCAAGGAUAUUAUUUUCAAUUUAACCUAUUAAAAUAGCGUUCAUGAUUUCAUCACUCAUCUGAUUAUAAAGUGUGUUCUUUGCAUAAUUUAUUUAAGAACAUACUCGUUCAACACUUGUAGUGAUGACUAGGGAUGACAAUGGGUUGGGUUAUUUCAAAUUCAAACCCAACCCAACCCAGUGAAUAUAUCAGCAAGUAAAAACCUCAAGGAAAAAUUAAACUAGUUAUAUAACCUCAAACCCAACCCAAUCAUCUGGGUAUCCAUAUGGAUACCCAUGGGUUAUGAUGGACAAAAAUACAUAAUAUCAAUCUCUUGUCAAAAUAAAAGUUUAACACCAAUCUUCCCAAAACAAAUUAUCCAUACAAAAAACACCAAUCUAGUAUAUAUAAGCAAACCCAUAAAUUAUCAAUACAAAUUGUUCAAUAUUAAAGAUAAACGUUCACAAACAAUAACACGGUUAAUCGACGGAUUGUGGGAGUAAAGUGUGUACGAGUAUCCAUGAGCCGGAUAUACCUAAAUCCGGACUCAACCCAACCCGCUGAACAGUGCAAUGGGUUUCAACCCAAACCCGACUCACAAUCCGUCAAUGCGGGUUUUAUACGCUUUGACUAGGUUGGAUUGAGUAAGGUACUCGUGGAUACGAGUUGUGUUGUCAUCCCUAAUGAUGACAAGUAGCAACAACACCAACUUAUAAGUUGAUAUACUAACUGAAACACUCGACUUUUUUUUACACAACCAUUUCCCUAAGAAAUUCAACAUUUUUCUUUAAUCCCUCAAACCUCUCAAAUAUCUUCAUAUCAACCAUAUAAACAUCUAGUUGAUGAAAAUCAAGAUGUAAGAUAUCACCUUUAGAAACUUCAUUAGGAUAAAAUGUUACAAGUUUAAAAAACCUAUUCUCGUCAAAGUUAACAAAUGAAUCUUCUAGAUUCAAACAUGCCACACAACAUAGCAAUUCCGCAUUAACCUUAUUGAGAAGACCAUUAAGCACGUGUAACUACAUACAAUAACUAUUAUGCAAUAAAGCAUAUAGUGGCAUGUAACUUAGUGGUGAAAAUGAUGGUCUUUUACAGAGAGGUCCCUUAUCUGGAUCCCGUUUCCAAGUAUACACGAGUUAGCUCCGCCACUGAACAUGCCUCAUAUUUAAAUUUACCCACUUAAUUGUGUAUGCAGGAAUUUUCACCUAAAAUCGAACCAAUACACAUCCCUAUACGCUUCAUCAAUCGAUAAUGACUUUGAGUCGCGAUACAACCAAUUCCACCGUCGAGCCAAUACGAGCUUCAUAUCUAUGGAUAAGUGUACUUUUGACCUUAUCUGGAUCCCGUUUCCAAGUAGACAAGAGUUAGCUCCGCAACUGAACAUGCCUCAUAUUUAAAUUUAGUCACUUAAUUGUGUAUGCAUAAAUUUUCACCUAAAACCGAACCAAUACACAUUUCUAUACGCUUCAUCAAUCGAGAAUGACUUUAAGUCGCGAUACAACCAAUUCCACCGUCGAGCCAAUAAGAGCUUCAUAUCUAU
Messenger RNA from Linum trigynum, 4463 nucleotides. Lineage: Eukaryota; Viridiplantae; Streptophyta; Magnoliopsida; Malpighiales; Linaceae. The record is from the annotation of a GenBank genome assembly.